Messenger RNA from Actinia tenebrosa (Australian red waratah sea anemone), 518 nucleotides. Its product is annotated as small cysteine-rich protein 2-like. NCBI's taxonomy places the organism in Eukaryota, Metazoa, Cnidaria, Anthozoa, Actiniaria, Actiniidae. The record is from RefSeq and is a predicted model, not a curated record.
AAAAAACAAUUAAAAUGACGAUAUUAAAACGUCAAUCUGGAUGAAGUCAACAACGCCUUCCUACGAUAUAAAAGAAGCUGUUCUUUGUCACUGUAUUCACUGUAGAUAAGAGAUCGACCAGGGAACACAUUACUUCAGUCUAUUAAUUCGAAAAAGCUCCAAAAACUUAAAACAAUGAAGCUUCAGUUGUGUUUGUUGAUGUUGGUUUUGGGUGUCAUGUACGUGCAAGGUGCUAGUUUGACCGAAGAGAUGGCGGAAGAUAUGCCACUAGAUGAACAAGACGUUGAAUUCCCACGAGAGGAAAAACGUCAUGGAUAUUCACAUGGGCAUGGAAAUUGUGAUUGGCCACAUGGAUACUGUGUCUACAUCAAAGAUCCUUGCUCACCAGGAAUGCUCCCUUGCCACAAUCAAUAUAAUUGUGCUUUGUCUACUAACAAGUGUUGCUGUUGGCCAUCAGGCGGAAGACGUUAGGAAUCAAGCAGCUUGAUUUCUUACUUCGAGACUAAGGAACCGAAAAA